AUUUCAAAUCAAAUCCCUCCUCCCCAACCCUUUCAGCAUCGGCACUCCUUCCUUCCCCCACGCUCCCUCGCCGCCAGAACCCUAGGAAGCUUCUAGAACCACCCGCGAGAUGAUGCUCCGUACUCCGCCGCAGCGGAAGCGGCGCGCCGAAGCCGACGCCGACGCCGACCUAGACCUCGACCUCGACCCUGACCUCGCCGCCGCCGUCGCCGUCGCCACCGGCCGGACCCCCGUCUCCGACCGCCGCCUCGUGCUCUACGACCGCCCCGCAGGCCUCGUAGCCGCGGCCGGCCCCGGCGAGCCCUCCGACGACAUGGUCUGCACCUACCACUGCCGUCAGAUGGUGAAGUCCGAGUUCGUGGUGGCACUGGACACCGCAGAGAAGCAUGUUCAGGAGUAUCGAGUUUUACUUGACACAUUGGAGAAGCAAAUAUCCAAGAGUGAGGAUGAAAGGACUACAUAUAAGGAUAAACUGAACUACGUUGAACAAGAACUAGCAGCAACAAAAGGGCGGGAGAGUGCAUUGCAAGAACGGCUAUUGAAGGAGCUGGAUGGGUAUAACGAACGAUACCGAGAUCAAGUCAAGAAGAGAGGGGAACUUGAGGUUCAACUCAAUAAAGAGAUUGAUUCUCGAAUUAGUGCCGAAACAUCAGCAGCAUCUGCGAAGGAGUCGGUGAAGGAGUUGGAACGGACUUUGCAGAAAUUGUCAGAAAGUUCAGAAAGGGAGAAGAAAGCCCUUAAGAAGGAACUUUCAUAUAUGCAAGACGACUCAAAACUAUCCAUCGCUAAACUGAAUGCUGAGCUGGAGAGAAUGAGUCUGAGGGCCCAAAACUCUGAGAAGGAAGCAAAGAUGUUAACUGAGCAGUUGGAGGACUUGAAGAAGAAAUUAGACGAGUGUCUUCGCGAAAAGAACGAAACAGAGCACAGGUUAUUGGAUUCUGGUGCUCUGUCUGUUCAGCGUAAUCCAACUGAUGAUCAGAAGUUAAUAAAGCUUUUGCAAGAGGAGCUCCGAAACUAUGAAAAAGAAGUGCAUGAAGCUAGAAGACUAAAAUCUGUCCACACAAAUGUUGAGCUGCUAAGUGAAAAGCUUUUGGAGGAGCAGGGACGAAGGGAACGGGCCGAAACGGAAUUAUCUAAGCUGCGAGAAAUCGAAGCGAAAGCACAUAAGUUGGAGCUGGAAUUAGCGUCAUGUACAUCAUUACUCAGCAACAUACCUGAUGUGUCUUCUUACAGCAACUUUGCAGAUUUGCAACGGCAAGCAUUGACAGACUUGAAUAAACUUGGUGAAGUAACAUCACGUUUGAAAGAAUUGGAGGUUACGUUAGAAUUUGCUGAGAUCAGCAAGCAACGUGCAGAAGGUGAAGCUACCCUUGCCAAAGAGAGAGCAGAAAGUGCUAGCAGGGAGGUGAAGCGGCUUGAACUUCUGCUUACUGCAGUCAGUGAAGAAAGAGAUAGAUUACGAAAAGACCAUACUAUGUUAUCUAGCCAAAAAUCUAGGGACGGAGAUGACACAUCAUUUAAGAAAAUGGAACCAGACCUAUCUCAAAUGGAAAAGGUAGUAAGAGAACUAGAGAGCUCUCUACACGAGCAGAGAACACUAAUUAGUCAAAAAAAUGCAGAGCUCAAUCUGAAGAAUGAAAAGUUGAGCAUUGAAGCAAGAAAAGCAAAAUCUUUGGAGCGUGAGGGAGAUCAACUGCGCUCUCAGGUGGCAUUACUCGAGUCAAAGCUGGGUCAUGGAGAUUACUCUGCCUCAAGCACAAAAGUACUUCGUAUGGUAAAUACUCUUGCAGUGGAUAGUGAAGCAAAGCAGACAAUAGAAACACUGCAAGCUGAGCUAAAGAAAACAAAAGAGAGGCUGCAGGCAAUCGAAGAACUAAAAGGACAAGCUGAUGCUGGAACUGUAGUAGAUGUAAAUGUUGCUGAAAAGCUAGCACAGCUUAAAAAUCAAGUUGCCACACUAGAGAAACGUGAAGAAAGAUAUAAGGCAGUAUUUUCUGAGAGGAUCUCAGUCUUCCGAAAGGCUUGCUGCUCGCUUUUUGGCUAUAAGAUAGUGAUGAAUGAUGAGCAGCAGUCAAAUGGGAUCCACGUAACACGAUUUACAUUGCAAUCAGUAUAUGCCCAAAGCGAUGAUGAAAAACUUGAGUUUGUCUAUGAAUCAGGAAGCACCAAUAUUGUGGUCAAUGGCUACACGUCCCAACAUGAGAUUGCUCAGCAGGUCGAGAUUUUCAUAAGAAAGAUGAAUUCCAUCCCCGCCUUCACUGCUAACCUGACAAUGGAAUCCUUUAAUAAGAGAAGUAUAUGUGCGCAGCCGCAGCUGGAGAAGAAGCUGCUGCCGCGGGGCAGGGCGCCGCUAACGGGGAAGGCCGUGGCCGCGCUCUGCGUCGCGAGCUUCGUCGUGGGGCUGCUCCUCAGCGGCCGGGUGUCGCUUCUGCCGUCGGCCUCGGCGUCGAGCAAGGUGAAGGCGACCUCUGAUGGUUCUGGCUGUGACGACAACAGUAAGCUGGGGCAGAGCCAUGAUCCCAAGGGCAUCAUGAACGAGGUGUCCAGGACGCACCACGCGAUUCGGUCACUCGACAAGGCGGUGUCUUCGCUGGAGAUGGAGCUGGCCGUGGAGCGCGCGAGGAGCGGCGGCACCGGCGCCGGCGUGUCGUCCAGGGUCCCACAGAAGGCCUUCGUCGUGAUCGGCAUCAACACGGCCUUCAGCAGCAAGAAGCGCCGCGACUCCCUCCGCGAGACCUGGGUCCCCACAGGGGAGAAGCUGAGGAGGCUGGAAAAGGAGAAGGGGAUCGUGAUCCGGUUCGUGAUCGGGCGGAGCGGGACGGCGGCGGGCGGCGGGCCGGCGGACCGCGCCAUCGACGCGGAGGAGGCGGAGUACAAGGACUUCAUGCGGCUGGAGAACCACGUGGAGGGCUACCACGAGCUGUCCUCCAAGACCAGGAUCUACUUCGCCACCGCCGUCGCCACCUGGGACGCCGACUUCUACGUCAAGGUCGACGACGACGUCCACGUCAACCUCGGGAUGCUGACAAGUAGACUGGCCAAGUACAGGGCGCGGCCAAGGGUGUACGUCGGCUGCAUGAAGUCCGGGCCUGUUCUCUCACAGAGAGGAGUCAAGUACCACGAGCCGGAGUACUGGAAAUUCGGGGACGUCGGGAACAAGUACUUCCGCCAUGCCACCGGCCAGAUCUAUGCCGUCUCCAAGGACCUCGCCGCCUACAUCUCCGUCAACCAGCCGAUCCUGCACAGGUACGCGAACGAGGACGUCUCUCUGGGCGCGUGGCUCAUCGGGCUGGAGGUGGAGCACGUCGACGACCGGAGCAUGUGCUGCGCGACGCCUCCAGACUGCGAGUGGAAGAAGCGAGCGGGGAACGUGUGCGCGGCGUCCUUCGACUGGUCCUGCAGCGGGGUCUGCAGGUCCGUGGACAGGAUGAAGCUCAUCCACAACGCCUGCGGCGAAGGCCAAGAUGCAGUCUGGAGCGCCGGCGCGACGUGAUCGAUCGGCCGGAUGA
Lolium perenne is the source of this 3509-nucleotide messenger RNA. NCBI's taxonomy places the organism in Eukaryota, Viridiplantae, Streptophyta, Magnoliopsida, Poales, Poaceae. The record is from RefSeq and is a predicted model, not a curated record.